AUGCUUCCUGCUUUGGCCGUCGCCCUCGGAGGAUCUGUCAGUCUCGCAGCUGGCCAUCCUCACCCUCAGCGUCGCGAUGUCGCUUCUUUCCCCGCCGGAACUUCAUGGGAUAUCAUCUUGAACAAGGGGGACACCAACCUUGACGAUCUUGCCGGCACCGAGAGUGCGGGCGUAACUGCCAUCGACAUUGAUCUUUUCGACAACGAGGCGUCGACCAUCAGUGCUUUGAAGAACCAGGAUAAGCAAGUCAUCUGCUACUUCAGCGCCGGAUCUCGUGAGGACUGGCGCGAGGAUGCCGACCAAUUCAAGUCGGACGACUAUGGGCAAGGUUUGGAUGGUUGGGAAGGCGAGAACUGGGUCAACGUCCAGAGUGAGAAUGUUCGGAGCAUUAUGAAGACGAGGAUCGAGCUUGCGGCGCAGAAGGGCUGCACAGCCGUCGAUCCCGACAACGUAGAUGGAUUUAACGACAACCAAGACGGCUUCGGCCUCGAUCAGUCUGCCUACGCCGACUAUGUCAAGUUCCUUGCCUCCACAGCCGCAGCCAACAACCUCGCCAUCGGCCUCAAGAACGCGCUCGACCUUAUACCCGACGUCAUCGAUGUCAUUCAGUUCGCUGUUAACGAGCAGUGCCACGAGUACAACGAGUGUGACCGGUACAAGCCGCUGACGGCUGCUAACAAGGCCGUCUUCAACAUCGAGUACGGCGGCGACGCGUGCACCAGCCCUGCUGGUGUUGAUCUGUCUAUUCUAAUCAAGAACGAGGAUCAGGCUCUGAAUGCGUUGGGCGGUGCGUGCGAUGCCAGUGUGGGAGCAUCCUCCUCACCGACCCCUUCGACGUCUGCAUCCGCGGAAGCAAAUUCUGCUGUCGUGGAGAACACGUCCGUUCCGGUGCCGGCGCAGACGCCAAGUCUUCCUGCAGCCCCUGCAGUCACGCCGAGUGGAAGCGACACGGUGAAGCCAUCGUCGUCUGCUGCGAGCUCGGAGGCUACGCCCGAGCCCAGUGCCGGGGCUGGUGAUGAGGAGGAAGACGAAGAAGACGAAGAAGACGGCGAAGAUGAGGAAAAUGAAGAUGGCGAGGACGAGGACGAGGACGAAGAAGAAGAAGAAGACGAGGACGAGGAUGAUGACGAGGAUGCGCAGCCUUGGUGGCAGCGUCACCACAAGCAGGAGUAG
Didymosphaeria variabile is the source of this 1173-nucleotide messenger RNA. RefSeq lists its product as uncharacterized. The record is from RefSeq and is a predicted model, not a curated record. Lineage: Eukaryota; Fungi; Ascomycota; Dothideomycetes; Pleosporales; Didymosphaeriaceae. The transcript is spliced from 2 exons. The coding region runs from base 1 to 1173 and encodes 390 amino acids.